Molecule: messenger RNA, 1154 nt
Organism: Arabidopsis thaliana (thale cress)
Lineage: Eukaryota; Viridiplantae; Streptophyta; Magnoliopsida; Brassicales; Brassicaceae
Product: zinc finger (C2H2 type) family protein
Exons: 1
Coding region: 158-472 (104 amino acids)
Biological process (GO): regulation of DNA-templated transcription
Cellular component (GO): cytoplasm; nucleus; cytoplasmic stress granule
Source: RefSeq, marked reviewed
AUUUUAAUACUUUUUUUUAACUAAAGAUAAAUAAUCUCGCAUCGAAACUCCGUAGCCCCCAAAUCGUUCUCUCUCAAAUCGCAAAAUUAGGGUUAGGGUUUUCAAUUCCCCAACCUUGCGAAUUUCUCAUUUCUCGUAGCCGCCGCAGCAAUCAACGAUGACAGGCAAAGCAAAGCCAAAGAAGCACACAGCGAAGGAGCUCCAAGCUAAAGCCGAUGCAGCGUUGACCAAUCGCGGUGGAGGAAAGGCAGGGCUCGCCGAUAGAACCGGUAAGGAGAAAGGUGGUCACGCAAAGUACGAGUGUCCUCACUGCAAGAUCACUGUACCGGAUCUAAAGACGAUGCAGAUCCAUCAUGAAUCGAAGCAUCCAAAGCUGACUUAUGAAGAGCCGAGGAAUCUUCAUGAGGCUUUAGCUGCUCCUGCUGAAUCAUCUAAGCCUAAGCCUGGAAUCAGAGGAAGCCUUAAGAAGUGAAGUGAAGAUGGUUUGGGAUUGUAUCGAAUUUCGAUUUGAAAUUUGUGGUCUUUUUAAUGGUGUUUUGAUGUGAGAAUAUAAACUUGCGUUGAUGAUGCUCUAUGUCUUCGUAUUUUUAUGUUAUGAUCAUAUAAAAAAGUAACUGAUAUUUUCUUAUUAAAUGGUUUGUUUCUAACUUAUUGGUUUCUUUUGAUUCUUGUUUCUGGAUAAUUUUGGUUGUUCUGGAUCAUGUCAAGCUGCUCGUAAAAUCAGCAUCUUUGUUUUUGAUCAGACAUGUUAGCUCAUUAAGACAAUACAAGGUAGUCUUUUUGGUGAUUCUGAUGAAGAGUUUUGGUUUUGUUCUUUGAGUCAUAUGAUUGUUCGGGAACUUUACAGGCUUCUGUUAAAUCUCUGUCUCUGAUUAGGCAUGUUUGGUAAGCGUAUCUUUUGUUUGAAGCCGUGGGGAUUUGAGGAAGAGUGAAAGUUUCUGCAACUCAUGUUAUAACCACACAAGAGAUUAUGUACUUUGAUUUGGUUGUCUGAAAAGCUUAGAGAAACAUGUCGUGUAUUCAUUGCAUAAACUGGCUUUUGUACUUUGAAAGAGUGAAAGUUUCUGCAACUCAUCAAACAAGAGAUUAUGUACUUUGAUUUGGUUGUCUGAAAAGCUUAGAUGUCGUGUAUUCAUUGCAUAAACUGGCUUUUG